This is a messenger RNA of Hylaeus anthracinus, 5444 nucleotides long. Its product is annotated as armadillo segment polarity protein. The coding region runs from base 582 to 3017 and encodes 811 amino acids. Lineage: Eukaryota; Metazoa; Arthropoda; Insecta; Hymenoptera; Colletidae. Gene Ontology annotation, cellular component: adherens junction; catenin complex. The transcript is spliced from 7 exons. Gene Ontology annotation, molecular function: transcription coactivator activity; cadherin binding; protein phosphatase binding. Gene Ontology annotation, biological process: positive regulation of transcription by RNA polymerase II; cell adhesion. The record is from RefSeq and is a predicted model, not a curated record.
UUACGCUGGGUGUGUCAAAGUGUUCCUUCUCUGUCCCCUUUCUCUCUCCCGCCAGCGUAUAUCGUAGUCAAUGUAUCUCUCGCCCGUUCUUCCGUUUUCACUCCCCUGCCGCUCUCCGCUUUCCGCCGCCCGUGGAUCCUUGGAAAAUGGUGAUGCAUUGCAUUCUCGGAGGCUUUGUUGUGCCGCACGCCCACGCGCGUCCCUCUACCUUCGGGAUUCGAGAAACGUUCGCGCCUCGUGUGCACUUUUAGCUUCAGCGAUUUUCUGCCAUAUUCGAGCAGACGGAGGCAUCCCUCGGUGUCGUGUGUGUUUGUUCCAAGAUAAAAACGGAAGCUGCGUGAACGCUUAGAGAGAAGAAUCUUUCGAUCGUGGCCACAUUCCGUGCGGUCUCAUCCUCCUUCCAUUCUUCGUGAUACGGUGCACUGACCCUACGCGCGUCUCGGCGUCUUCGAAUCUUCUAACGAGACGAGUUUACGCUUGGCUUCGUGAAAUUCGGGACUUUCCUUUUUUUCCUCGUUGUCGUUACGGGACUCGGAGGAGCUGUACUCCAAUUCGUGUGGAUAGACUCUCCCGUAGGAGCCAUGAGUUAUCAAAUGUCUUCAAACCAGUCCAGACCGAUGUCUCAUGGAAAUUAUCAAGGUCUGGGGGAUCUACCCAUGGGUUCUGCCAAAGAGCAGACCCUAAUGUGGCAACAAAAUUCAUACAUGGGUGAUUCGGGCAUACACUCUGGCGCCGUCACCCAAGCGCCAUCCUUGUCUGGUAAAGAGGAUGACGAGAUGGAAGGCGACCAAUUAAUGUUCGACUUGGACCAGGGGUUCGCCCAAGGGUUUACUCAAGACCAAGUCGACGAAAUGAAUCAACAGUUGAGUCACACGAGAUCUCAGCGUGUUCGCGCUGCGAUGUUUCCGGAAACUUUGGAAGAGGGUAUUGAAAUCCCUUCGACGCAAUUUGAUCCGGCUCAACCGACCGCUGUACAGAGAUUGGCAGAACCAAGUCAAAUGUUGAAACAUGCCGUCGUCAACUUGAUAAACUAUCAGGACGACGCGGACCUAGCAACUCGUGCAAUACCAGAAUUAAUUAAGUUGUUAAACGACGAGGACCAAGUUGUUGUAUCUAAAGCAGCAAUGGUGGUUCACCAAUUGUCGAAGAAAGAGGCUUCUCGUCACGCUAUCAUGAACAGUUCUCAAAUGGUAGCUGCGUUAGUUCGCGCCAUCUCAAACAGUGAUGAUCUUGAAUCGACAAAAGCAGCAGUUGGCACAUUGCAUAAUUUAUCUCAUCACAGACAAGGUUUGCUGGCUAUUUUCAAGAGCGGUGGUAUACCUGCUCUCGUGAAACUCUUGAGCUCUCCGAUGGAAUCCGUUCUGUUCUACGCCAUAACGACGCUUCAUAAUUUACUGUUACAUCAGGAUGGUUCUAAAAUGGCCGUGCGUCUCGCCGGGGGCUUGCAAAAAAUGGUCGCUCUACUUCAACGAAACAAUGUAAAAUUCUUAGCUAUAGUAACGGAUUGUCUGCAAAUUCUUGCAUUUGGUAAUCAGGAGAGCAAGUUAAUCAUAUUAGCUUCGCAAGGACCAAUAGAGCUAGUACGCAUUAUGCGUUCAUACGAUUACGAGAAGCUUCUGUGGACAACUUCCAGAGUCUUGAAAGUGUUAUCAGUUUGUCCUAGCAAUAAACCGGCGAUAGUCGAAGCGGGUGGCAUGCAAGCACUUUCCAUGCAUCUCGGUAACCCGAGUCAGAGACUCGUCCAAAACUGUUUGUGGACGCUACGAAAUUUGUCGGACGCCGGCACCAAAGUCGACGGAUUGGAAGGUUUGCUACAGAGUCUCGUACAAGUGCUUAGCUCGACCGACGUAAAUGUCGUCACCUGUGCUGCUGGUAUCUUGUCGAAUCUUACUUGCAACAACCAACGCAACAAAGUAACGGUAUGUCAGGUGGGCGGCGUCGAUGCUCUCGUUCGUACCAUCAUUUAUGCAGAUAGCCGAGAAGAGAUCAGCGAACCAGCGGUGUGCGCGCUCCGUCAUUUGACGUCACGUCACGGAGAGGCAGAAACGGCACAGAAUUCUGUCCGACUGAAUUAUGGCAUCCAGGUCAUAGUGAAGCUUCUACAUCCAUCUUCACGUUGGCCGCUUGUCAAAGCUGUGAUUGGAUUAAUUCGUAAUUUGGCACUUUGUCCUGCAAAUCACGGCCCGCUUCGCGACCACGGAGCAAUUCACCAUCUCGUUAGGCUUUUGAUGCACGCUUUCCCCGAUACACAGCGGCAGCAACGAUCAUCCGUGGCAAGCACUGGAAGCCAGCAAACGUCGGGUGCGUACGUGGAUAGCGGUGUACGCAUGGAAGAAAUAGUGGAAGGUACCGUAGGAGCGCUCCAUAUUCUCGCGAGAGAAUCACACAAUAGGGUCAUCAUCAGAUCUCAGAACGUUAUUCCGAUUUUCGUGCAGUUGCUAUUCAAUGAGAUCGAAAAUAUUCAACGCGUAGCGGCUGGAGUACUUUGCGAGCUUGCCGAUGAUAAGGAGGGUGCUGAGAUGAUCGAACAAGAAGGCGCUACUGCUCCCUUGACGGAGUUGCUUCAUUCUAGGAAUGAGGGUGUCGCGACUUACGCGGCAGCCGUGUUAUUCCGCAUGAGCGAGGACAAACCGCAAGAAUACAAGAAACGUUUGUCAAUGGAACUCACGAACUCUUUGUUCCGUGACGAUACCAAUCUCUGGAACGCUGACUUUGGGAUGCCUCCAGUUUUGCAGGACAUGCUUGGCCCUGAUCAAGGCUAUGAUGGUAUGUAUGGACAAGGACCCCCUAGCGUACACAGCAGCCACGGAGGCCGAGGGUACCAACCGCAAGGGUAUGGCCAGAUACCAGUAGAUUCGAUGCAAGGAUUGGAGAUAGGUGGAGGGUCGACAUACGGCGCAAUGGACACUAUGGACGUAGCGCACGAGGGCGACCUGAGUUUCGAUCAUUUAGAAGAGCUUCCGGCACCGCCGCAAGAUAACAAUCAGGUUGCAGCCUGGUACGACACCGAUCUCUGAAACCGUGCCAGCGCCCAAUUCUCGCCGGAGAAACGGACUAGUGAGGCUCUUAAGUAAUUUUAACACAGACUAGGCGUCGUCGUCGUUUUACUCUCACCCUGUAUCGAUCGAGAUCUAAAGAAUUUUUUGACGAAUAAACGUGGAACGGGAGGUUCCUACGAGCGAACAUCACACGACACACACGAAUACUCUCGCAGACACACACAAGGCAGACACGCACACGGAAAUGUAUUACAUACACAUAUACACACGAAGAGUGCGGGGCAACUUUGAAGCUUGUUUUUACGCGAAUGAGACAGGGUACGGAAAAAUCGUGUUACGCGAUCACUGCAGCGUCGAGAAUAACUGCAUUGAUUCCUAGAAAUAUGAAGCCGGUUACGCUACAUACAAAUAUAUAAAUACAUACAAAAAAAUAUAUAUAUAAAUAUAUAUAUAUAUAUAUAUAUAUAUAACUUACCAAUGUCGUACCUUAGAUAUUUAUAAUAAAAAAAAGGAAAAAAAAAUAUAUAGGGAAAACUCGGAGCUGUUGUCGCGACGCGAGAUCAUCGUUGCCGAUGGUUAAACAUAGCGAUUACACUUGUCAAGUGACAUCGUAAACGGUGGCCGUGACUUGUCAUCCAAAAGCCCCGAUGGAUUAUAAGUAACACGGUAUCGAUUUUAUACCUUCCCUUUUUUUUUACGUAUCUUAAAACAAGAGGAAAAAAAAAAAAUUUGUUAAUGCGUCGGGAGAAAGACGAUGUCACGUUUAAUAUCGUAGAUCUAAGAAGUCAGGGUGAGAAAAUGUUGAACGUGCGAGUCGAACGUAAACGUAUUCAAUGUCCGUUCAGUAUUUUAUUUCACGUGGCCACGUUCCCGUCGUGCGCAUAAGCGAUCCGUGAAAAGCUUGUUCCGACGAAACCACGAACUGUAAAAUUUGUAGAAUUGCGAACUUGUUUUCACCGAGAUUGUAACUUCGAGUGCGUUUUUCUUGAGGACGAUUCAGAUCAGUUUCGCUAAACGCCAGACCAAGUCGAUUCAUUUCUGUUUAUUUUAGGGACCAUUCAAUUACGCGCGAGUCAAAUCCGCUGCUGGCGCAUCGUUCAGUUCGUUUGAAUUUGUAAAACCACCGAUACGGCAAACUAAAAAUUAAACGACGAACGAUGGAAACAUACCGCAUUUUUUUUUUUUUUUUUUUUUUUAUAUCUAUAAAUAUAUAUAUACACACACAUACUCGUUGCAUUUCACGAUUGUACUUGCGUGCAUCCGUAUUCGAAUACAGAUCCUUGGAAACUCUUUGGUCGAUCUCUGUUCAGCCCGGCUGUCGUUUAUUUUGUUAACGCGCGACAGCACGCAUUGUAUUGUCAAGAAAACCACUUUGCUGGGGAUGACGUGUCCGGGAUGGGAGAAAGUAGGGUUCGUAGAAAAUCAUUUUCUCAUCGCGUAUCGAUGAACCUUGCGAAUUAUUCAUCGAGCUUCUGUUUUCACGUUGGCAGGAUACGCGGUUUCUCGCGUAAGGCGAACUCGGUAUGCGCACGUCACGGCCAGUCUACUGGUUUGUGUCGUAAGCUGUCGCAGUGUUUUCUCAAAUUUCCAUUUGAAAAAAAAAAAAAAAAACCGUCGCGAACUUAUGACACGACCCCAUACACGGAAAUGCAAACUUCUUGCGAUUCCCUAUGGUUCACCCUGCCGCCUAACGACGCCGAUCUCACCAGGUGAAUUUUAGAAAGUAAGUAUUCGAUCUCUGCUGUUACGUGCGUGCGUGCGCAUACGUAGAAAAACGAGGAUACUCGCGACUCGGACGAGUGUCGAAUUAGAGGGAUAAAAAUAAAGUGACGAAUGCGCGGCGAUCGUACGAUACCUUUGUCGGAAUUCUUGCGAUCGAACCGAUCAAUAUAAAUGCGAGGUGAUACAGAAUAUCGGCAGUAAAGUUUCUCACGUUCCCGCGAGUUGUCACUGAUAUUUUCCUGUACGCCUCUUUGGCCGUAGCUGUACGGUAAAAUGUCAAAGAUGAUAGUUAAAUCGUGCGUCGACAGGAGAAAACGCACUGCCCCGACACCGUCGAUCGCUUGAGUAAUCGAUUAUAUCAUAGAUCUCCUCCGAAACUUGUGAAUUGCAGAGAGCGAUUACCUAUUUAUACCGCUAAUCCCCGAAACGAAUAGUAUCAUUCUCGAGUAUCAGUGAAUUACAAUCACGAUUAAAUAUAAACGAAUAUCAAUGAACUUUCGCAUUACGUAUUUUACAGGGUAGUUAUACUUAAUUUUUAUUAUUAUCAUUAAACGUAGUUUACGCAAUCGUGGCGGGGUACCCAGCAUCGUUUCGAUGCCGUGUACGCGCCUUCGAUCGCUGUCGAUGUACUAGACCUAAGAGAGAAACACGUAAUUCGUACACACCAUGUAUAUGUAUCGUUUAAUUGUCCAUACGAAUAAACUGAACGAUUAAGUACUCGAA